UGAACUGGAUGACAUCAUUCCAACAUGCAAUGUUAAACUCCGUCGACUGAGAAUCUUCUUCUGCGGCAAGUUCGGUACUGGAAAGUCCACUCUGAUUGGAGUUAUUCUUGGCGACGAGUUCGAACAGAAUAAAGACAGCACAGAAGGCGUAAACGUCAGGCGAACCCCUUGCUACUCUGCCAGCCAACGACAGUCGAGAAGAUGUCGCACUGCCACCCGUGUUCAGUUGCAUCCAAGUAAACGAAUUUUCUGCACAGCUCAUGACUGCAGCUAUUCAGCAGCAGCGGCAGCAGCGGCAGCAGCAACUUGCCACACAGGAAGACAUCAGUAUCUCAGCUAUCAAGAGCAGCAAUGGCAGCAGUCAUACUCAUGAUGGUGACUCUCACAUGGACAUGUCCCACAAUCAGGAAGAGAGAACUAACAAGUUGCCAUGGUCACCAGGCAUUCUUGAUGGCAUUAAUGACGAUAUCAUGAAAGAACUGCAACAAAUACGGACCGAAGAGGAUCAAACCGAACGAACCAGUGUUGAGUUUUGGGACUGUGGUGGUCAGCUAGCAAUGGCAACGCAACAGAGCAUCUGCCUUGCUUCAGAGCGUGCAAUGUUCGUGAUCACGUUCGAUGCCAGCAAAGACCUGCACGACAAAGUGGACACUGAAGUUUUCCGCUAUGACAAAGGAAAGACUGUCUCCAUUGAGCCAUUGUUUCCCGGAAUGACUCAUGAAGAUUUCCUGCUGAUGUGGCUAUCCACUGUGUCUUUGCGCAUGCAGCAGAGUCCAGCCAGCACCAACCCAAACCCGGAGGCAGCAAAAACCACAAGCGUGAACACCGCACAGCAGUCAAGAACUGGCACGGAUCUACGGAAGACAAAGCCAAAGGUGUUCCUCGUUGCAACCCACAUGGAUUUGGUCGACGAUGUCGAGGAGAAAAAGAAGGAAAUAAUGAGGUUGUCGAAGGCAUUCAAACGCGUUUGAAUUCCGCUCACCUUGAACUGAUUGGACCAUACUUUGUAAGCAACAAACGACCCACAGAUCCGGGGAUGAUCGAAUUCCUCAAGAACUUGACUGAAGACAUCCGCCUGCUUGAGCCUGACAUGAUUCCCCUCAACCAGAUGAAGCUGGAGAAAGCAAUUACCAUGCUUCAAGUAGCAGCUACAGCAAAGCAGCUGCAAACACCAAGGCCAAGCCAAACGUCGCCGGAUCUACGCAUGCAUGCAACCUUUGCAGAGUUCAAGGAGCUGGCAAAGUUCAUGUCAAAUGGGUCUAUGUCAGACGAGGAGCUCCGUGCUGCUUUGUCUUACUAUCACCACAUUGGUGUUGUGAUUUGCAGCGACUGGCAAGAUCCUACUGAUGAAAGUCUUGUCUUUCUCAACGUGAACUGGUUGCUACAGCUAUUCGUGCAGCUGGUUGUCCUCUCCUAUGAUCGGUACAACAACAACCCUCGUCUCCUGGCUUAUGCAGCAGAAAUCAAGGCUCUGCGGAGAAAGGGACGGGUGUCAACUUCACUUCUGGCGGCAGUCUGGAAACUGGAUCAAUGCGUUCAACAGUCACUCAUGGAAAUCAUGUGUCAUUUUGGCCUAGCUUCUGAGAUAUUAGCCGUCGAGCCAACCGAGUAUCUUCUUCCAUUUUGCAUCAGUGAGAGAGGUAGAGUGAAGACUCUUCCAGCCAAUUUGCAGUACAGUCCACCUCUUCUGGUGAUGAAGUUUUCAUGUGCUUUCUUCCCACCGGCCGUCUUCAGUCGCAUGGCAAUCUACUGUGUUUCAAACCAGUCACGUGGGGCAUCCGCGAUCCUGUUGUUGAAUACGCAGCUAUCUCGUUCAAGUUUGGCCGUCAGCACCAUGUCCGUAUCUCCUGGUUUCCUAUUGGACUGCAGGUGGAAGUGAAGUCAUCGUCCAAAUCAAAGGAGAAGGUGAUUGACGCCACCCAUCAGCUGCUGGACGUGAUCAAUGAUUCCCUUAGCAGCCUGAAAGACCAGGGCUUUGUUGGUCUUGAGUGGACGCACUGCUUCCAAUGCCAGCGCUGCAUAUCCAAUGUCGUCGAUGAAGCUGAUGAUGGCGGAGAAUCUGGGCACAAUAGUCGACCAUCAACGCCUGGGCGGACCACAACCUCAUCUUGUCAGUUACGGAGGGACAUCGACUUUAUCGAGCUCACUGGAUACGAACUGCUGGACUAUGCUGAAAGGAAAGUCAACGACACUGAGGAGUUGCAUGAAUGCAAACGCUGUAAGGAGCAUACGUCAUUGCCUUGUGACUACGUUCAUUACUGGAUCAGAAGCGAUAGCAGCAGUUCCAGCCAUGCCGCUGGCCAUAGCAGCACCACCACCAGAAGCCACAGCAGCAGCAGCAGCAGCACACGCCACAGCAGCAACAGCAGACGCCACAGCAGCAGCAGACGCCACAGCAGCAGCAGCAGACGCCACAGCAGCAGCCGCCACAGCACCAGACGCCACAGCAGCAGGUGCCACAGCAGCAGCCACGGCAGCAGAAGCAGCAGAAGCAGCAAGUAUAACAGCCGUGCUGCCGAGAGUAGCCAUGGUCGUGGUGGUGAAGCUAGGCCAGGAGGAUCAGAUGGUAAAUACGAGUCUCAGCUCUCUGACAUGACAGCAUGGGAGAGUGACGUCUUCACAGAACUUCGGCCUAAGCUGGGUUCCACGCUAACUCCAGAUGAUAUGCGUCGCCAGUGUGAGGCUAAGAAGUUGAUUACGCCUGCACAGAGUAAGCUAUUUGCAUCAUACAUUGGCCCUGCAGCGCAGAAUGAGGCAUUGCUCAAUGCACUAAGCACUGGUGAUGACGAAUCCUUCUACACCUUCCUUGAAUGCAUCCGUAAAGUCGAGCCACCAGCCAGCGCGAGAAGGUUAUUGGCCAAGCUAGAACUCGUCGACAAGUUCGGGGCAGACCGGCAGCACAGAUGAGGCCGCAUUU
Molecule: messenger RNA, 2917 nt
Organism: Sycon ciliatum
Lineage: Eukaryota; Metazoa; Porifera; Calcarea; Leucosolenida; Sycettidae
Product: vitellogenin-1-like
Exons: 3
Coding region: 1705-2907 (400 amino acids)
Source: RefSeq, a predicted model, not a curated record